UGGGACAGAGGCAGCGCAGAUGGACCGGGCCACUUUUUGAAGCGUUUGAUCAUAGCUUAGUAAAUCAAAUCAGCCGGUCGAGGGGAUGUGUCGGGCUGAAUUAUUUCCUCGGUCUCCUUCUAUGAGUCCUGAUUGUUUUUCCUCCCGCUAGAUGAGAGCGGGUUCAUCGUGAAAGGGGGGUUUUUAAUGCUCUGCUGGGUGUGAGGGGACUCGCUGGACCACCGAGGGUCCGGCUCAGUGAUUGAGAAUCACCACAGCACACGCAGCGUUCAGCAUGGGCGACUACAACGAAGACACGGCCUUCCUGGGCCAAACCGGACCUCACUUCUGGAUGACUUUCAUCCUUCUCAACACCAUUUUCGUCUCCACCGGUUUCAACGGGCUCUACAUCGUUUUCGUCGGGGCGGCCCCCGAGCACCGCUGCCUCGUGCCAGAGGUCAACCUCACGGCGGCGUGGCGGGACGCCAUCAUUCCCGUCACCGAGGCGCACGGACGCGAGGUACGUAGCCAGUGUCGGCGCUACAAGCUGGACGUGGUCCGGAACCUCUCGGCGGAGGGAUACGCUCCCGGGACGGACGUCAACCUCACAGGCUUGGAGCAGGAGGCCUGCCUGGACGGCUGGAGCUACAACAGAGACAUUUACCCGGACAACAUUGUCACCGAGUGGGACUUGGUGUGUGACGACCAGUGGAAAGUUCCUUUUGCAUCCUCUACUCUCUUCGUAGGGUAUCUCGUGGGCUCGCUGAUCUCAGGCCAGCUUUCUGACAGGUUUGGUAGAAAGAAGACCGUUUUUAUCUCCUUAGGAGCUCAAUCCAUCUCAGUCCUGUUGCAGUCCUUCUCCCAGUCAUGGAGGAUGUUCUGCAUCAUGUUCCUGUUUGUCGGAGCUUCCCAGAUUUCCAUCUACAUCUCUGCUUUCGUAUUAGGAACGGAGGUUUUGAGCAAAACGCUUCGUGUGAUGUUCACGACGCUCGGAGCGUUCCUCUUCUACGGCAUCGGCUACAUGAUUCUUCCGUGGAUUGCGUACAGCAUCAGAGAGUGGAGAACCCUCCUCGCCGUUCUGGCGGCCACCUCUGUGGUCUACGUUCCUCUCUGGUGGUACGCUACCGGAGUCACUCAAGAAACAUCCGGGAUUUCGAGUCACGGACGGCGAUUGCGUGUUUGCAGGUUCAUCCCAGAGUCCCCCCGGUGGCUGAUCACUCAGGGAAGAGUGACGGAGGCCGAAGCCAUCGUCAGAGACGCUGCGCGGAAGAACAAAGUUGAGGCGCCGCUUGUUAUCUUCAGAGGAUCCGAGUCACCGCCUCCGAGCAAGACGUACACCGUGCUCGACGUCCUGAGAUCCAAGAACAUGAGAUGCAUCACGCUGAUGUGUCUUGUUCUGUGGAUGGCCAUCAACGUGGGCUAUUUUGGUUUAUCCCUGAACACUUCCAACCUCAGCGGCGACCCCUUCAUGAACUGCUUCUUGUCGGCAACCACCGAGGUCCCCGCCUACAUUGUGUCCACGUGGCUGCUGAAGAGAUGUCCCAGAAGGGCUUUGCUUUCCACCUUUCUGGCCAUCGGUGGAGGAGUCCUGCUGCUCAUCCAGUUCAUACCGCCAAGGCUUGAGUAUGUGGCCUUAGCUCUGGAAAUGACCGGAAAAUUUGGCUUCACCAUGGCGUUCGGCAUCGUCUACAUCUACACGGCAGAGCUCUACCCCACCGUGCUCAGGAACCUCGGCAUGGGAAUAUGCUCGUCGGCCGCUCGCAUCGGAAGCAUCACGGCUCCCUAUGUCAUCUAUUUAGGCACUUACAACAAGGCGUUGCCAUACAUCCUCAUGGGAAGUCUCACCAUCGGAUCCUGUGUGGUCAACAUCUUCCUUCCGGAGACCUUGAACAGAGACCUUCCGGAAACUCUGGAAGAGAUGCAGGAAUGGCAAGGGUGGUGCUGUGGAACCAAAAUCAAGAACUACGCGGAAAACGGAGGAAGUGGACACCCGCAAAAACAAAACUGAGCCAAAAAUAAACUGCACAGUCUUAC
This is a messenger RNA of Hippocampus zosterae (dwarf seahorse), 2013 nucleotides long. RefSeq names its product solute carrier family 22 member 5-like. The transcript has 9 exons. Lineage: Eukaryota; Metazoa; Chordata; Actinopteri; Syngnathiformes; Syngnathidae. Gene Ontology annotation, biological process: transmembrane transport. Gene Ontology annotation, cellular component: membrane. The record is from RefSeq and is a predicted model, not a curated record. Gene Ontology annotation, molecular function: transmembrane transporter activity. The coding region runs from base 275 to 1987 and encodes 570 amino acids.